Molecule: messenger RNA, 777 nt
Organism: Cylindrotheca closterium
Lineage: Eukaryota; Bacillariophyta; Bacillariophyceae; Bacillariales; Bacillariaceae
Source: the annotation of a GenBank genome assembly
AUGCACAUAUACAAGACCUUUCACAGCACCAUCAAGGACUUUCUCAACACUGAAGUAAAGAAAAGGGGCGCCAAAUUUAUUAGUGUCAAUGCCAGUUACAAAGAACCAAAACAUCUUUGUCAGUAUCAUGGGCAGAAUCUUUUUAAGGGCCUGAUUACUAUCACCAACAAAAUCGGGGAAAUCCGGAUGCAAUUUCACGUUGUCACUGAUGAUCAUGAACACUUUUGGCCAUCUCUGCUUGCUUUCUUGAAUACACUUAAAGCAUACGGCCGACAUGAUUUGGAGCUUGUGUUCACUGACAAUGUGCAUGCUGAUCGGCACUUUUACUUGGACACUUUUCCUUCUUUGUUGGAAGCUCAAGGUCGGCUUGAUAUUAAGGUGACAGAUGGCACAAUGCCCAAUGAAAAUGACAUCAAUAAAGAAAACACUUGCACAGUUGAUGACACUCAAAUUCGUGUGCUUUCAAGCAAAGGUGCUAUCAACGAAUUUAUCACAGCACUUGAAGAAAACAUCCAAGGCAAACCACCAGAGGAUCAAGUAAUAAGGCUUGAUGCAGAAUGGAAUGUCCUCACAGCAAGCCAUGGAAUGGGAAUGCAAACUGGAAAGCUUGCCCUACUAAUUUUGGCAUACAAAGACAGUGACAGGCGUCACAUGGCUGCUCUAUUGAGACUUCAUAAGCUCUCUUCACUUCCGGAUCGCUUGCUUUGUUUCUUGGUUGGAGGAACAAAGUUUUCUUGGGAACCAUGUUGGUGGGGAAAUUUGAAGACUAGGGCAUGA